Molecule: messenger RNA, 621 nt
Organism: Symbiodinium necroappetens
Lineage: Eukaryota; Dinophyceae; Suessiales; Symbiodiniaceae
Source: the annotation of a GenBank genome assembly
AUGCUUCAGGUGACUGUCGCUUUGCCAAGUGGCCGGGCUGAAUGCUUUUCAGUUGAUCAAGGCUCCACAGUGGGUGACUUGAAGGUCUUGGCCCAGCAAACUCUCCAGCAAGGAUUCCUCAGGCUUGUCACCACGGAGGGUCGUGUGCUUGACGACUUUCAGCAGUCUUUGCUGACUGCAGGGCUACAAGACGGAGACCAUGUCACAGCUUUUGUGCUGCAACCACGUGUGGUUGGAACAAGCCGAGCAGAUUUAUGGAAGGAUGAUAGAGGCGGAGCCUUCGCGCUGUGGUUCCCUGGAGGUGAAAGCAUCAUCACUUGGGGCCACCCAAAUUGCGGUGGUGACAGCUCCGCAGUUCAAAGUCAGCUGAAGGGGGUGCAGCAGCUGCAAGCCACAAGUUGUGCAUUUGCCGCGAUUUUGGCAGAUGGGUCUGUCGUGUCUUGGGGGCAUCCAGUCCGCGGUGGUGACAGCUCGGCGGUUCAAAGUCAGCUGAAAGGCGUGCAGGAGAUUCAAGCUACCGAAGUUGCUUUUGCUGCCAUUUUGGCGGAUGGAUCUGUCGUUUCAUGGGGAAGUCCAGUCUUCGGUGGUGACAGCUCGGCUGUUCAAAGUCAGCUGAAAGGC